Pseudovirgaria hyperparasitica is the source of this 3783-nucleotide messenger RNA. RefSeq names its product ARM repeat-containing protein. Lineage: Eukaryota; Fungi; Ascomycota; Dothideomycetes; Acrospermales; Acrospermaceae. Gene Ontology annotation, biological process: protein import into nucleus. The transcript has 4 exons. The coding region runs from base 167 to 3391 and encodes 1074 amino acids. Gene Ontology annotation, cellular component: nucleus; cytoplasm. The record is from RefSeq and is a predicted model, not a curated record. Gene Ontology annotation, molecular function: nuclear import signal receptor activity; small GTPase binding.
CUUCAUUUUCCCCGCCAUAAAAAAAGUUCCCGGAGUGUUGGCCAAUAUUUUGGCCUCCAACUCACUCCCUCCUCCCUGAUUACACACUUCAUUUAUACUUCUCGAGACCUACCUUAUCUGCAUUACGGAUUCUCGAGUAUCCUGGCUGUGUGCCUAUAAUUACGUGAUGGACGACCAACAAUUUAUCCAGCUGCUCGAGAGCUUGUUACAACCCGAUACUGAGACAGUAAAGUCGGCUACUUCCAGUCUGAACAGAAAUUAUUAUACCUCGCCACAAUCCCUCGUCGCGCUCAUCCAAAUCCUCACUACUCACCCCAAGAUCGAGCUUCGUCAGCUUGCUGCUAUUGAGUCCCGUAAACUCGUCUCUAAACACUGGAAUGCGGUUCCCGCUGAGCAAAGGUCUCAAAUAAGAGAUCAUGUGCUACAGUCUACACUCAAAGAGGAGAAUACACUGGUGCGACACUCCGCUGCAAGAGUCAUCUCGGCCAUAGCAAAAAUUGACCUCGAAGAUGGUCAAUGGGCGGAUCUACCAAGUCUUCUCCAACAAGCGGCGACUAGCUCAACAGCACAGCACAGAGAGGUUGGCGUAUAUGUGCUGUUCACACUUCUCGAGACUAUGAAUGAUAUAUUCUCGGACAAUUUGGGUGAUCUUUUCAGUGUCUUCAAUAAGACCAUAAAAGAUCCCGAGAGCGCUGAUGUUAGAGUCAACACAAUGCUCGCUCUUGCACAAGUCGGCUUAAUUAUUGAUACAGAAGAAGAUGAAGCAUCCAUUGCCAAUUUUCAGGCCUUAGUUCCUGACAUGGUAAAUGUAUUGAAAGGUGCCAUCGACGAAAGUGAUGAACGACAUGCUGCACAAGCUUUCGAAGUUUUCCAAACUCUACUAGCUUGCGACCCAUCAUUGCUAUCGAAGCAUUUCAAAGACUUGCUCGAAUUCAUGUUGGAGCUCGCCUCUCAGACCUCCGUCGAGGAGGACAUGCGUACACAGGGACUGUCUUUCUUGAUGCAGUGCGUGCGAUAUCGCAAGCUGAAGGUCCAGGGUCUUAAGGUUGGCGAGCAGAUGACCAUCAAAUCACUCCAAAUCGUGACCGAGCUUGGCGAUCUUGUGGAUGAAGACGAAGUCACGCCUGCAAGAUCAGCUCUAGGAUUGCUUGACAUUCUUGCCUCAUCACUCCCCCCUAAUCAGGUCAUCGUACCCCUCCUCAAAACAAUGGGUGCAUAUGUCAACUCACAGGACCCGACAUACCGUAGAGCUGGAAUAUUGGCUCUUGGUAUGACCGUUGAAGGAGCCCCAGAUUUCAUAGCCACACAAUUGCAUGAAAUAUUGCCGCUUGUCCUCCGCCUCCUUGAGGAUCCCGACAACCGUGUCCGAGCAGCGGCCCUGCAAGGUGUUGCACGUUUGGCAGACGAUCUUGCAGAGGACCUAGGCAAAGAACACGCACGACUUAUACCAGCUUUGGUUACAAACUUUGAUAUGGCAUCUCAGGACUCCACCGGUGCUACUGAAGCUAACUUGGAGAUUGUCCGGGGAAGCUGCAACGCUAUCGAUUCCUUGAUUGAGGGCCUUGAAAAAGAUGCCGCCGCAGUCUAUGUCUCUGAGCUUGUCCCGCGUUUCUCACCAAUAUUCCAACAUAAUGACUACAAAGCCAAGAUCGCCGCCAUCGGCGCUGUAGGUUCUAUUGCUGCUGCCUCAAUGGAGGCUUUCAUGCCCUACUUCUCCGAUAUAAUGCAGGCUCUCGGUCAAUAUGUCCCGAUCAAAGAGAGUCAAGAGGACUUGGAUCUGCGCGGAGUUGUCUGUGACACUAUGGGUAAAAUUGCGUCGGCAGUCGGCGCGGAGGCAUUUAAGCCUUACGUCCAACCAUUGAUGCAGGCUUCUGAAGAGGCUCUCCAUCUUGACCACCCAAGAUUACGAGAAACUAGCUACAUACUCUGGAGUACGUUGGCAAAGGUCUACGAGGAAGACUUUGCACCCUUCCUCGACGGUGCUGUUAAGGGCCUCCACGAUUGUAUGAAACAAGAUGAGACCGACAGUGCGGUGUCUUUAGGAGAGCAAGCAAAGGAUCUACUGGGGCAAGAAGUCAUCGUCGCAGGCCAGAAGGUCAAGGUCGCGGAGGCUUCUGAUGAUGACGAUCUCGAAGAUAUGGAUGACGAUGAUGACUGGGAUGACCUUAGUGCUGUCACAGCCGUCGCUAUGGAGAAAGAGAUUGCCGCCGAGGUCAUCGGUGACAUCGUCACCCAUGUUCGUAGGAUCUUCUUGCCAUACGUUCAGGACACUGUUCAGAUUGUUCUUGAGCUGAUGGACCACUCGUACGAAGGAUGCCGCAAGGCUGCAAUUGGCACUCUUUGGCGAACAUACGCAUGUAUAUGGGGUAUGGCGGAGGGAGAUGGCAUGGAACACUGGCAACCUGGUCUACCUUUGAAGGUGCAGCCGACAGAAGAUCUCGUGAAGCUUGGCGAUAUACUCAUGACGAAAACCAUCACAGCUUGGGAGGAAGAGUUGGACAGGGGCACUGCUACUGAUAUCCACCGAGAUCUUGCUGCUAGCUUCAAAUUAUGUGGUCCUGCAGUAUUGGUCACUUCGAAUGGCAUCGUAGUGCCCAAAGUUUGCGAACAGCUCUUGGCAGUUAUUACAAGGCGUCACCCAUGCCAACAAGAUAUUGGUGAUGAUGGUGAUGAUGGUGAAGAGCUCGAAGAGUCAUCCGAGUACGACUGGCUUGUCAUCGACACGGCUCUCGACUGCCUCGCGUGCCUGGCGUCCGCUAUUGGGCCUAACUUUGGCGAGCUGUGGAAAAUGUUCGAAAAACCAAUCCUUAGAUUCUGCUCUUCCCAGGAAGCUACGGAGCGUACUACUGCUGUAGGCGCCAUCGCCGAGACUGUCGUUGGGAUGGGCGAAGGCGUGACUCCCUACACUUCCUCGCUUAUGAAAGUACUGCUUCACCGUCUCGGCGACGAGGAUCCUGAGUGUAAAAGUAACGCCGCGUUUGCAAUUGGUGUACUCGCUGAGAAUAGCCAAGACGACGCUGAGGUCUUGAAAAACCUCCAGCCAAUCUUUGUCAAGCUCGAGCCCAUGCUCGACCAAGAGGGCGUUGCGCGGAUGCGUGACAACGCUGCUGGCUGUAUCAGCCGCAUCAUCAGCCGCUUCCCGGAUCGUAUCCCUCUAGAAGAGGUCUUACCACGCCUCAUUGCUGUACUGCCGUUGAAAGAAGACUACAAGGAAAACACUCCCGUGUAUGAGAUGAUUAUCAAACUCUACCAGGCUAAAAACGCCAUAAUCCAGCAACUCACACCCUCGCUCCUGCAUAUUUUCCCCAAAGUGCUCGACCCACCAGAAGAGCAACUUGAGGAGGACACGCGCGCCAAAUUGAUGGACUUGGUCACCUACUUGCACAAAUAGAAUUUGUCAGACGGCAACAUAUAUAUAUGAGAACAAGAUAUAGCGUGUUGGGCCUUCAUAACCCAUUAUGUACGGUAGGAGUGACGAAAGGGGGGAAAAUGAGGAGGAAUGCCGACCUGGCAGCUGAGAUACCCCAAGUACGAGAAUCAAAUUUCAUUUCUGUUGAUUCCCGCCCAGAUUCCACAUAGCGUGUACCACGAUGACUAAAGUUGUCUGGAUAAGCAGGCGGGUCGAGAAUUUUUCCUUUCCAAGUACAAAGUCUGAACAGAUGCAUUCGGUCUUGUCUGAGGAAAAAAACUUCGUGACAUGCACAGGUCCGUAAUGAGUAUAAAUAAGUCUUUGUUGCCGUGCAUCAGAUAUGGAUUAUGCUUGAAAUCUAUAGAGACACUGUG